Molecule: messenger RNA, 1329 nt
Organism: Brassica oleracea var. oleracea
Lineage: Eukaryota; Viridiplantae; Streptophyta; Magnoliopsida; Brassicales; Brassicaceae
Exons: 8
Coding region: 1-1329 (442 amino acids)
Source: RefSeq, a predicted model, not a curated record
AUGGCUAACAAUCAAGCUUCUGUGUUGGUUAACAAAGUGAAGCCGCACAAGGAUUCUUGGAAAGUGCACGUCAAGCUACUCCAUUCAUGGACUCAAAACACAACUUAUGGAGGGGAAACUUUAGAAUUUGUUCUUGCUGAUCAAACAGGCGGAAAAAUUCACGCAAGUUGCAAAAUAAUUCAGAUGUUUCGUCUUCAACGAAGUCUCCCGCCGGGUGAAUGGAGAUUCAUUGAAAACUUCAAGGUUUCAGCUUCUGGUGGUAAAUAUCGCCAGACUCCGCUACCUUACAAAAUAACUUUCACAAGUGACACACUCAUAGGGAGGUCAGUGUUUGAGGACGAUGAUCCUUAUCCUAAUCUUGUGAGUUAUGAAGAUAUUGGUGGGCAAGGUUCAGAUGCAAAUGUCCUCAUCGAUAUCAUUGGUGAAGUUUUCAAUCUUGACGGAAUACAAAUCGUGCAAGUUCAUGGGAAAGACCGAAAGAGAGUUCACUUUCGUUUACGUGACACAAAACUGUUGCAAGUGAAUCGUCCUCUUGCUAUUAUGGGUACAAAGAGUGACAAUCAAGUGAUUAAGCACCAAAAAACAGAUUGGGACGAUGUUCAAUUCAGAUCCAUUGCUGAGAUAUUGGUGGGAAUUGAGGUUCAGAGUUGCAAAAUAAUAUGUUCAAUUGAAUCUGUCGAUACAGAUUGGGGUUGGUUCUACUUUGGAUGUUGUGGCUGCAAUAAACGUGUCUCUAGGAUUCGUAGGAAUGAGUUGGCUCAAAACGAGAAACCAUUAUGGUAUUGCGAGAAAUGUCACUCAAAUGUCACAAAGGUUGAACCGAAGUACAAGCUGCAUUUGAAUGUGAAAGAUGACAGUGGUUCAUGCAAAUUGAUGAUGCUUGACACUAUAACCAGUGCCAUUGUUGGUUGUGAGGCUGUUCAAAUUUGGGAUGGUUCAUAUGAUGAGAUUGAAGAUCCUGAAGUAAUCCCCAUGCCCCUCGAGAGUUUAGUUGGAAAGUCUUUUUCUUUUGGUAUUUCAAUAACCUCUGGAAAUCUAGAUAGCGGAUCCAACACUUUCUAUGUUUCUGAAGUAUCGACUGGUAAUGAUCUUCCUAAACUCGAGACUCAAUCUGAACCUAUUUCGGCUUUAGACACUAAUUCAAGCACUCUGUCCAGUGGAGAGGUUCUGAUGCUCAAGCCAAAUUCUGCGAGUUUAUCUGAAGGAUUUACAACAUCAACUGUCAAGCGCAAGGAAGAAGAUGCUGAGCUGAAAGACAUUACCUCUACCUCUAAGAAGUUGCACACUAAGCCAGUGAAGUUGGAGAAGACUAAGGAUGAUACUAAGUGA